Messenger RNA from Microstroma glucosiphilum, 1047 nucleotides. RefSeq lists its product as hypothetical. Lineage: Eukaryota; Fungi; Basidiomycota; Exobasidiomycetes; Microstromatales; Microstromataceae. The record is from RefSeq and is a predicted model, not a curated record. Gene Ontology annotation, cellular component: cytoplasm. Bases 1 to 1047 code for a protein of 348 amino acids. The transcript has a single exon.
AUGUCCACUCGGAAGAUCAGCGUCCUCAGCUCCUUCAUACGGGACAGGCUGCACCGUCAUCGUGCCCUUCACGGCAGCUCGGCUUCUUCUUCUUCUGUCCCGCCCUUGAUCAUCGGAAUGCAGGGACCACAAGGCAGCGGCAAGACGACGAUCACCUCUCAGCUUAUGAAGGCUUGCUCUACGUCUACCGACCCGCUGCGACUGGCGUGCAUCUCGCUAGACGACCUCUAUCUUCCGUACGCAGGACUGACAGCCGUAGCGAGGGCCAAUCCCACUAACAAGCUCCUCUCGGGUCGGGGUCAGCCAGGGACACACGACCUCCCUCUCGGGCAUAAGAUCCUUGGCGAGCUCAAAGCCAUAAAUGAUGGCGGUGGACAUCGGAUAGUGGAGCUUCCGAUCUUCGACAAGUCUCUGCACGAUGGCAAGGGUGACCGCUCCAGCGAGACCGUCCGAGUCUCUACUCCACCUCGGCUAGACGUGCUCCUAUUCGAGGGCUGGUGUCUUGGCUUCGAAGCCUUCAAGGAAGAGGCACAACUCAAGAAGAUGUACGAAGAGACUCAGCGUCGGACUGGAGCAGGCACGUCAGAGCAAAAGCCUUAUUUCCUCUCUCACCCCUUAGAAGACUUACUGGCCAUCAACGUUCACCUGCGCGAGCUCAGCCAGGCUCUUUACCCCUACCUAGACGCAUUCGUCAAGCUCGUCCCCUCCUCCUCUUCCCCUCCCCCUUCCUCCUCCUCCCCCUCCUCUUCCGCCUCCCCACGCGACCUUUCCCAAGUCUUCACCUGGCGUACCCAAGCCGAGCGAGCCAUGAAGGCCUCCAAUGGCGGAAAGGGCAUGACCGACGAGCAAGUCGUUCAAUUUGUAGCACGAUACAUGCCCGGGUACGAAUUAUGGGAUCAGGAAUCCGGAGGGGGUAUGGAGGAGGCAAGACACGAGUGGCGCUUCCAUGAGAAGGGAGCUUCUGUGCAGUUGGGAUUGGGAAAAGAUAGAGAAUUACUCUGGCUCGAUCUUGGUGAGGGUCGAGUAGAGGAGCGGCCGGAGAGCUAA